Molecule: messenger RNA, 5525 nt
Organism: Cyprinodon variegatus (sheepshead minnow)
Lineage: Eukaryota; Metazoa; Chordata; Actinopteri; Cyprinodontiformes; Cyprinodontidae
Gene: mia2
Product: CTAGE family member 5
Exons: 35
Coding region: 158-4633 (1491 amino acids)
Biological process (GO): protein secretion; vesicle cargo loading; endoplasmic reticulum to Golgi vesicle-mediated transport
Cellular component (GO): endoplasmic reticulum exit site; endoplasmic reticulum membrane
Source: RefSeq, a predicted model, not a curated record
AACUGUGAAAAACUCAGUCGAGCUUGGAAAUCAUGUCAAAGUGGAUGAGUUUAAGGAGUAUGAGCAAAAUGAAAACCAGGAAAAGGAAGGUAAAGAACAGGUUCAGGAGAAUGAGAAGAUCAACAUCCGCGGAUCAGAGAUAGAAAAUACUAAAGAGAUGCUGGGCGAUUCCAAUUUUCCUUUUUUGGUCUCUGAAACUAACAAGAAGACUGAAAAUCAAAAUGAGAACGAAGAGGUAAAGGUGAACAAAGCCUUUACAGAGCCUGACAAAGAGCACCCAGUACAGGAAGUGAAGGAUGGAAAUGUUAAUGUAGGUGGGUCUGAGGAUGGAGGAUGGAAGGAUGGCAACUGGAAGGAAGACAUUGGUUUUGAAGAAGAAAUCAAGAAAACUGACAAUAAAAAUUCUGGAAAUGAGUUUCACAGAGACUUAGGAGGAGAGGAAUCAUAUAACCCUGCUGAAAGUCAAGUUCAGGGUUCUGAGCAAAGUGAGUCUGCACAUCCACCUCUAGGAACAAACGAUAAAAGCCAAGAACGUGUAGGAGCUUUUGGUCUUUUAAAAAAUGCCAUUGAACUUUUCUCCCAAACGCCCAACCCUGAAAUGAAUGAGUCCACACAGACUGUUCAGAGUUUCAACACAAACUCAGCUGAGACAACAGAGCCUCUUGCCUCUUUUACUCCAGGACUUGAUGCCUUGACAGAUUCACUUCACACCGAAGUAACACACACAGGAUUUCCCAAAGAGCAGGCGCAGUCACAUCCUAUCUCUGCUGAAAAGCUCCUCCACAAUGCUCCUUCAGUCACAGAAGCAAAAACCUUCAGCAAAGAUUAUAAAAGUCUCCACCACCACAUGAACGCGGAUGAAACGGUUAUUUUGCUUGAACUCUUCGGUCGACACAAGCUGCAGUUUUUGGACUACAUUUUGACAAGCCCAGAGGCCGUGUCUGCAGAUGAGGAUCAGUCAAUACUCUCAGAUAUAGAGGAACUCCUGCAGCACCAAAUGGAGAUGCUAGUUGCUCCCAGUAUGAAGGGAUCUGAUGCACCAGAGGAGGACAAACAAAGAACCAGUACAAUUAUUGCUCUUCAGAAGCUGGAGACAUUAUUAAAAUCAAUGAAGGACACUGUCAGCACAGGAAUAUCAGAUGUCAGUAACCAUCAAGCUGGGCCCAGUUCAAGCCGGACCAAUGAAAAUGAAGAUUGGAGCUAUCUGGAGAAGGAAAGAGAUCAAGGAAGUAAAGAAAAGAUAUCUCUGCAUAACACUAAGUCAGGAUCAAAACAGAAAGGGUUAAUCAAGCAAAGUGUGGAAUUUCUUCUUUGGUUUGCUGAAGAAUCCAUUAGUUCUGCUAAGGCAGUGAUGGGGAUCCUUGUUUGGAUAAUUGUACAGGCUGUAUCCUUACUGCCUGACAACAUGAGGCCCGGCCCAGACCUCUACGGUGUACCAUGGGAACCUGUUAUCUUCACCGGCCUGUUGGGGCUGCUGACGUUUCUGUUAUUCACCAGUAGAUGUUACAGAUCUAUAAAGAGCAGACUGUAUCGAAGGAAAGAACAGAGGAUGGCUAAACAAGUUGAAGAGCUGCUGGAUGAAAAGUGUAAAGUCCUGGAGACUCUCAGUCAGUGUCAACAAGAGUAUGAUGACCUGGAGAACCUACUCAGGGACAGCGGCGUCCUCGCUCAGACUCAGAAAUCAGAACAUUUGGAGGUUCAAGCAGAACAGCUAGAACAAACUAAAAAGCAGCUGGGAACAGAUCUUGACUAUCUGAAGGAGCAGCUGGCCCAGCAGCAGGAACAUAGAAAGGAGCAAGAUAGGAAGAUAACUUUGCUUGAGGAAAGCAUGAAAGCCUGUGAAGCAGAGGCCAAAGACCUCCAGUCCAAGGAGGAGCAGGCACAAACAACUUUGAAGAUCUACAGUAUGAGCAGUGAGAGGCUACAGCGGAACCUGGAAACAGCAGAAGAGGAGAACACUGUUCUACAGGAGAGCAACUCACAGUUGAAGCAGGAGGUCGAGGAAUGGGCAGAAAGAAUCAGUGAGCUUGAGGCUGAGAUGCAGAGAUGUGAGGUCGCCCAUAGUGCAAUGAUGCAGGAUGUGGCGGUUAAAGACGAACGCAUAACGUCUUUGACAGAUCGGCUGCUUCAAAUGAAAUGCUGGGAUUCAGAUCUAGAGGAGGAGGAGGGAGGAGAAAAGGAUACAACCAAUGGGACUGCAGGAAAAGAGGACACGCAUCUGCAAAAAGUCCAGAAACUCAUCUUUGCUGCUAAGCUCAAUGCAGACCUUAAAUCAGUGGAUGAAGAUAAGGACAGAGUGUUUGCAAAGCUGAAUGAUGAGAUCAAAGCUAAGGAGGACCUGCGAAUGAGUAUUGAGGAAAUGGAGAGAGAGAAAUUAUCCCUACAAUCUGACACUGAGAGUUACACAGAUCAGGUCGAUCGGAUACAACAGAAACUGCAAAUUAUGACAGAAAUGUACCAGGAGAACGAGCUCAAGCUUCACAGAAUGCUGACUGUGGAGGAGAAGGAGCGUCACCAGAAGGAGGAGAAGUUGAGUAAAGCUGAUAAGAACAUUGCGAUGGCGAUUGAAGAACUGAAUAACUACAGAUCCCGAUAUUGGGGUGAUGCCGUGUGUGGUGUGGUUCAAGCAGAACAGCUAGAACAAACUAAAAAGCAGCUGGGAACAGAUCUUGACUAUCUGAAGGAGCAGCUGGCCCAGCAGCAGGAACAUAGAAAGGAGCAAGAUAGGAAGAUAACUUUGCUUGAGGAAAGCAUGAAAGCCUGUGAAGCAGAGGCCAAAGACCUCCAGUCCAAGGAGGAGCAGGCACAAACAACUUUGAAGAUCUACAGUAUGAGCAGUGAGAGGCUACAGCGGAACCUGGAAACAGCAGAAGAAGAGAACACUGUUCUACAGGAGAGCAACUCACAGUUGAAGCAGGAGGUCGAGGAAUGGGCAGAAAGAAUCAGUGAGCUUGAGGCUGAGAUGCAGAGAUGUGAGGUCGCCCAUAGUGCAAUGAUGCAGGAUGUGGCGGUUAAAGACGAACGCAUAACGUCUUUGACAGAUCGGCUGCUUCAAAUGAAAUGCUGGGAUUCAGAUCUAGAGGAGGAGGAGGGAGGAGAAAAGGAUACAACCAAUGGGACUGCAGGAAAAGAGGACACGCAUCUGCAAAAAGUCCAGAAACUCAUCUUUGCUGCUAAGCUCAAUGCAGACCUUAAAUCAGUGGAUGAAGAUAAGGACAGAGUGUUUGCAAAGCUGAAUGAUGAGAUCAAAGCUAAGGAGGACCUGCGAAUGAGUAUUGAGGAAAUGGAGAGAGAGAAAUUAUCCCUACAAUCUGACACUGAGAGUUACACAGAUCAGGUCGAUCGGAUACAACAGAAACUGCAAAUUAUGACAGAAAUGUACCAGGAGAACGAGCUCAAGCUUCACAGAAUGCUGACUGUGGAGGAGAAGGAGCGUCACCAGAAGGAGGAGAAGUUGAGUAAAGCUGAUAAGAACAUUGCGAUGGCGAUUGAAGAACUGAAUAACUACAGAAAACGAGCAGAAGAGAUGGAAGAGGAGCUGGAGAAAACAAAGCAGUCAUAUCAGACCCAGAUUUCAGCCCAUGAGAAGAAAGCUCACAAUAACUGGUUAGCAGUAAGGUCAGCAGAGAGAGAGCUGGCAGACAUCAGAAGAGAGAACGCCCUCCUCAGACAAAAAAUUACAGAUACUCAGUUCAAACUAGACUCCCUUGAGAAAGAUCCAUACGCCUUGAACAGCCUGGCUAGACCGCUGCCUUUCCGAGCUGAAAGGUCCCCCUAUGGCCCUUCUCCUCUGAGUCGACCCUCAUCUGAAACGAGACCUUUCCUCUCUCCUCCAACGUUAAUGGAUGGGCUUCCUGGUAGACUCUCUCCAAGAGUAUCUCGUGGUCCAGGUGAGCCCCCAAGUGGUCAAGCAGACAUGGAGCGCACUGGAGGUCCCCAUUCAGACAGCGGUUCAAUCUCUCCCACAUGGGAGAGAGAUCGGAGGGGUCCCCCACCAGGACCUCCUGGGCCUCUAGGACCCCCAGGCUACAUUUUCCCUGAGCCAGGAGGUCCGAUAUUAAGGAGACCUCCUCCGGGUGCUUUGGGAUCUUUUCCUCCUCCUGGAGCCCUCCCACCUGGUGCUCUGCCACCUAGAGGCUUCCCUCUGGGACCUCCUCACCCACUAGACAUGGCAGAUGGCUCAUUCAGAGAAGGCCGCCAAGGGCCUGGUGAUCAGGACCACAGAGAGUCUGGUCCUGGUGGUCAGAGGACUCCCCCUGAAAUGGAUCCAAGGAUGGUCGGCCCACCUCCACCUGGACCGCCAGGGAUUCCUAUAGAUGGCCCCUAUCCUCGUAGAGCCCCUUAUGGACCCCCUCCCCCUCCUGAUUUCUACCCUCCCAGGAUACCUGGGGGUCCUCCUAUGAGGCACAUGUGGCUUCCCCCUCCUCAAGGAAUGAUGUUUCCUCCUCGCUUCCCUUCUGGUGGACCUCUUCCUCCCGGCCCUAAUCCCAACGUACCCUAUGGUCCUCCUAUUCGAUACGAUGGGCCCCCUCCUCCUUCCAUGGGCGCCCCUCCUCGUCAGCAGUCCCUACCUUCACCACCUCACAGCCAGUCUCCAGAGGAGAACAGACCUUCACCUGAAGACGCCAUCUGACAGUUUUUAUAAAGAUGAAUUUCUGGUUCAGUUCAGUAGCAGAUGGAAGAAAGCAGAGCCCCCCUAUAUUCUACACCAUCUAUUUAUUGACCAGAAGAGAUAUUUAAUGGUGUUUGUAGAGCAGAAGCAUCAAUCUCCAUAAGGCUGAUUUAUCGCUGUAGGACGGCCUUAAUAAAACCUUUCUUCUCCACCACUUCAUCCAGCCACAUGUAGUUUUAAAAACAGCUGUUUAGUUGUUGCUUAACUUGUACCUGUGUGGGCUAAAGCUAAUCUAUCAGCCAGACACAUUACUACUUUAUUUUGGAAUUAUAAUUAAGGUCAGUAACGGAGAGAGAUCAGUGAAUGAGCACAGAUUAUGUGUCAUAAAAUAUCUUCUAUGCCUAAAAUACUCAUGUUUACCACUCUAGUGUUUUAACAGAAUUUCUAUUCAGUAUGAUUUCCUUUCAAAAACAUCAGUGUACAUGAUCUUUCUCCUCAAAGGUCAAACCAGAAUGUUUUCUUCAGUUGUAAAAACUUUUAAUUCUUCCCUUUGAAAUUCAGCAGGCAUUUCAUCUUCUGUCUUUGCUUCAAACCAAGAGAAGCAAUAUAUCGAUGCCUCUGACCCUUUCAGUGACUUAGAAUGAAAACAUACAGACUGCCAGGAAGAGAGGCUCACUUAUGGCUACAGAAAUCAGCUUUGUGAAUUUUGUAAAAAGUGAUUAUUUGAUAGAUGAAUAAAGACUUUUAAAACUUGCUCUAAAUUUCACUGAUGUAACUAUGUGUAAAGUUUUUUUUUUUUUUCUUUUUGCUCAUCAGCAAAACAUUUCACUGUAAUUCUUUUCAAAUUCUGUGUAAAUGAUGUUUUUAAUAUUUAAAGACCUUCAGUUAUUGUUAAUAUGCAAACAUUUUAAAA